AUGUCAUCAAAACCGAAAAUAUAUGUGACGAGGAUAUUGACUCCUACAUUCCAGGACAGGCUAGAAGCAUUAAAAAGCAAAUACGACAUCAGGCAAUGGACUGAGGACUCGCUCAUCCCACGCCCAAUAAUGCUGGAAGCUAUCAAAGGAUCCGCUGGUGUCAUCGUGCUAAUCACAAAUCAAGUCGAUCAAGACUUUCUUGACGCUGCUGGCCCAACCCUCAAAGUCGUUUCCACAAUGUCUGUCGGCUACGACCACGUCAACAUCACCCUCUGCAAAUCACGGGAAAUACGGAUAGGAAACACGCCUGAUGUGCUGACAGAUACGACUGCUGAACUCGCUAUUGCGCUGCUCUUGGCUACUGCACGUAGAUUUGGUGAAGCGGCUGCUUCAGUGAAAAAUGGGACUUGGGGACCAUGGGAGCCUAAUGGAAUGCUAGGGUCUCAGAUACGGGGAAAGACGAUGGGGAUUGUUGGAUUAGGGAGGCUUGGAUUUGGAGUCCUCGAAAAAAUCCAAGGCUUCAAACUCUCCACCCUGCUCUACUACAACCCACGCGAGAAGCGCGACCUCGCCAAAAAAGUAAACGCCAUAUACUCCCCCUCUCUCGACGCGUUGCUCUCGCAAUCCGACUUUGUAGUAAUCACAUCGCCAUACAAUGACAAGACACACCAUAUGAUCAAUGCUAGCACACUGGCGAAAAUGAAGAAGACUGCUGUGCUGAUUAAUAUAUCGCGGGGUGGGCUUGUGAAUCAGGAGGAUUUGUAUGUGGCGUUGAAGAAUGGGGUUAUUGCGUACGCUGGGUUGGAUGUGACGACACCAGAGCCACUGUCGACAUCGUCCCCGUUGUUGACGCUGGAUAAUUGCUUUGUGAUUCCGCAUAUUGGGAGUGCGACGAUAGAGGCUAGAGAAGCCAUGGCGAAUCUGGCGUUGGAUAACUGUAUUGCUGCGUUGGAAGACAAGGCAAUGCCUGCUGAAAUAUUAUAA
Synchytrium microbalum is the source of this 984-nucleotide messenger RNA. RefSeq lists its product as uncharacterized. Gene Ontology annotation, cellular component: cytosol. Lineage: Eukaryota; Fungi; Chytridiomycota; Chytridiomycetes; Synchytriales; Synchytriaceae. Bases 1 to 984 code for a protein of 327 amino acids. The record is from RefSeq and is a predicted model, not a curated record. The transcript has 4 exons. Gene Ontology annotation, molecular function: hydroxypyruvate reductase (NADH) activity; NAD binding; glyoxylate reductase (NADPH) activity.